AUGUCUAUCUUGCUCUCGAGUUUUUCGCUGAACUUCACGCUGCCGGCCAACACGACUUCCUCUCCAGUUGUUACAGGUGGGAAAGAAGUGGACUGUGGGCCUUCUAUUGGAUUAGCCGCAGGCAUCCCGUCUCUGGUGGCCACAGCCCUGCUGGUAGCUUUACUGUUUACUCUCAUUCACCGAAGAAGAAGCAGCAGCAGCGAGUCCACUGAGAAUCCUAGGAGACCACCCACACGUGAGAAGAAUAUGAUGGGAGCAGAAGAAGCUCACAUAUAUGUGAAGACUGUAUCAGGAAGUGAGGAGAUCAUGCCUGACACUUAUCGUCCUACUGUGGAGGUGGAGAGAAGGAGGGGAUUGUGGUGGCUUGUGCCCAGACUGAGCCUGGAAUGA
This is a messenger RNA of Myotis lucifugus (little brown bat), 390 nucleotides long. It is a transcript of the gene OPALIN, whose product is annotated as oligodendrocytic myelin paranodal and inner loop protein. The transcript has 5 exons. Bases 1 to 390 code for a protein of 129 amino acids. The record is from RefSeq and is a predicted model, not a curated record. Lineage: Eukaryota; Metazoa; Chordata; Mammalia; Chiroptera; Vespertilionidae. Gene Ontology annotation, cellular component: cell-cell contact zone; plasma membrane.